AUGUGGCGACGCCAAAUCACCGUUGAUGACAAGGCCAUCACCGAUGGUGUUGGCAUCACUCUGAAGCAAUCUCUCUUCCCAUGCUUGCUCGUGACCAUUCUUUUCUUCCUCUGGGGCUUUGCCUACGGUCUUCUCGAUGUCCUCAAUUCCCACUUCCAGUCUGAACUCAAUAUCACUGCCAGCAUGGCAUCGGGGCUGUCAGCCGCAUACUUUGGCGCCUACUUCCUUUGUCCCUUGACCAUCUCUGGAUGGAUUCUCCGCCGGUUUGGCUUCAGAGUGACUUUUAUGACUGGCCUUGCUGUUCUAGCAGUCGGCUGCCUUCUCUUCUGGCCUAGUGGCGUCAAAGCCUCCUUUGGCGGUUUCUGCGGCAGCAUGUUCGUCGUCGGCGCAGGUCUCUCCACCCUCGAAACCGGCGCGGAUAACUUCCUCUCCAUCUGCGGCCCUCCCCGGUACUCGGAAAUCCGUCUGAACCUGGCACAGGGUGUGCAGGGUAUCGGGUCGUUCGUCGCACCCUUGCUCGCCUCCCGCGUCUUCUUCGCCAAAACCGUGGAUACAAAGCAGGGGCUGAAGAACGUGCAGUGGGUGUAUCUUGGCGUUGCCUGCUUCGUGGUGCUGCUUAUUAUUUUAUUCUACCUGGCGCCUAUGCCCGAGGUGACAGACGCCGAUAUGGGGUUGCAGGAGCAGGAUAUCUCCAAUGAAGAGGUCAAGCCCUUCAAGAAACAGUACAACCUUUUCCUUGGAGUGUGGAGUCAGUUCUGCUACGUCGGCGCCCAGGUCGCUGUUGCAAACUACUUUAUGAACUUUUGCCAGGAGGCGGGGUAUAGUCCCGCGACUUCUUCCAAUCUGCUUGCCGUCGGCCAGGGCCUCUACACCUUCAACCGUUUUGUUGCUAGUGGCUUCAUGACCGUCGGCUUCAAGCCACGAUACAUCCUCGCCGUCUACCUCGGUCUCUGCUUCGUCUUCAGCCUCGCAGCUACCCUAAGUCGCGGCGUCGCCAGCGUCGCCAUGCUGAUUCUGGUUCUUUGCUUUGAGAGCGCCUGCUUCGCAACCAUCUUCACCCUCGCGCUCCGCGGCCUGGGAAGCCACACCAAGCGCGGCGGCAGUAUGCUCGUCGCCGCCAUCUCAGGCGGCGCGGCUAUCCCCCCCAUGACUGGAGCGGUGGCUACCAAGACCGGCAACUUCCACACGGCCAUGGCGAUCCCGACGGCGUUCUAUGUUUUGGCGUGGGUCUUUCCCGUGUAUGCCAACACCGUCAGCAGGAAACUGCUUGAUGGGCACCGAGCGACAGAAUUGAAUGUUAGUGUGACUCCUACGGCUAUGGAUAAGAACAUGCAGUUGGAGAUGGAGCGUGUGAACUCAAAAGCGGGUGGGGAGGUUGUUGAGACUGUUGGUGUCUAG
Aspergillus thermomutatus is the source of this 1398-nucleotide messenger RNA. RefSeq lists its product as uncharacterized. Gene Ontology annotation, biological process: transmembrane transport. The record is from RefSeq and is a predicted model, not a curated record. Gene Ontology annotation, molecular function: transmembrane transporter activity. The coding region runs from base 1 to 1398 and encodes 465 amino acids. Lineage: Eukaryota; Fungi; Ascomycota; Eurotiomycetes; Eurotiales; Aspergillaceae. The transcript has 5 exons.